Messenger RNA from Brassica napus (rape), 1640 nucleotides. RefSeq names its product mucin-1-like. Lineage: Eukaryota; Viridiplantae; Streptophyta; Magnoliopsida; Brassicales; Brassicaceae. The record is from RefSeq and is a predicted model, not a curated record. The transcript has a single exon. The coding region runs from base 288 to 1001 and encodes 237 amino acids.
AAAGUUGAGAUUACCAUCACCACAUGUUCUCUCUUUUACUAACAAAAGGUGAAACCAUUAAAUUUUUAAGACAAUUUCCGAUGGACCCGGUCAAUCAUAACUACGGUCAAAUCUGUCAAACUCCUAUAAAUUAAAAACUUACUUCUUCCUUCAUUUCUCCAAAAUAACUCUUUUUCUUCGCUUUAAUAUCUUUUUCACCUUCACUAUAAACCACGCGGGAGACACAAAAACAACAAGUAACUAAAUUAAUUAAUUACCGCAUUCAAAAAAAAAGUCUUACAUACAUAAUGACUCUUAAGCUCCUAUCUCUCGCCGUCGCCGCCUUGGCCAUUACAGCCGUCUUCGCUGCCGAUCCUCCAAAACCAGCGGGAGCGCCUAAAGCUAACGGCGACAAAAGCUCAACAUCUCCUUCUCCCGCCGCUGCAGCAUCGCCAAAAUCCACCCCCGCAUCACCGCCAAAAUCUCCCGCCGCUGCAGCAUCUCCAAAAUCAACCCAAGCAUCACCGCCAAAAUCUCCCGCCGCCGCAGCAUCCCCAAAACCCCCCCCUGCAUCACCGCCAAAAUCUCCCGCCGCUGCAGCAUCGCCAAAAUCAACCGCCGCAUCACCGCAAAAAUCAACCGCCUCGGCUCCAACCUCGCCGCCUAAGGCUUCUGCUCCGACCAACGCCAAGAAGAACUCCACCACCACUCCAAGCGCUUCCCCAUCUUCAGGUGGUGGAGCCAAUGCAAAGCCUCCGACGUCGUCGUCGACCAAAACUCCGGCGUCAAGCCCCGACUCAAGCUCUGGCGAUAGCGCUGAAGGUCCCACUAGCUCGUCUGACUCGCCUUCCGCCUCAUCUCCGCCAUCUCCCACUCCGGACAUGUCUCCUUCGUCGUCCGCUGAUGAAGGACCCGCCAGCGAAGGCCCCGAAGCUUCAGCUCCGACGGGAAGAGCCUCAUCGAUGGAGAUAUCCGUCUCCGGAUCCGUUCUCGCCGCCGUUGCAUGGUUCUUUUUCAUAUGACGAAAAAGUUAGUUACUAUUUGGUUUCAUAUUACGUCUAACAACAUUAUUAUACGUUUAAUAUUUAAUUUUUUUGGCUCAUUUAAAAACGGUCCGCACUCCGGUUCGAUUUUCAACACGUUAAAUUCGUUCAUAGUACGAAGGUUAGGAUGUUGUAAUAAAGGUUUAGUUUGUGUUAUUUAUGAUUAAUAUGAUCAUGUAAUCUUAGUCGUUAUAAUAACCAUUAUAUUCUCAUGGUUAAAAGGGUGUAUUAUGUUUGUAAUUUACAUCCAUUUUUCAAUUUCAUAGUACAUUUUCAAAUACGGAUAACAAUGCGGAAGAUCCAUGAUACAACAAUUUACAUGAAAUCAUAAACAUAGGGUUAGAACUAUUCACUACCAUGAAAAUAAAGAGAACCAUACAAUAUACUUUAACACCAAAGAGGUUAUAUAUAUACCAACUAAAGAUAAUUAGCUUGUGAAUGUUAAUAGAAUUCUAUUAUAAUUUCAUAUAUACAACAUAUACAUGAAACUCAUAAAGACGUUUGAUGUACAUAUGGUUUUGUGUUGUUUUCAAUUAUCAAAUGCAUGCAUAUGAAAACAAACAAUUAGUUAGAAUCACCCCCAACAAUAUUCUAAAAUAGUAAAAACAAGAUAUAUAG